Molecule: messenger RNA, 6411 nt
Organism: Stegastes partitus (bicolor damselfish)
Lineage: Eukaryota; Metazoa; Chordata; Actinopteri; Pomacentridae
Gene: slco5a1
Product: solute carrier organic anion transporter family member 5A1
Exons: 10
Coding region: 559-3156 (865 amino acids)
Biological process (GO): sodium-independent organic anion transport; transmembrane transport
Cellular component (GO): basolateral plasma membrane
Molecular function (GO): protein binding
Source: RefSeq, a predicted model, not a curated record
GCAUCAAACAGAUUUCAUUCAGUGUGUGGCUGCUCCGUAGAGAACAACAGGCUACCUCCCUCAGUCCUCUGAUGCUGCAGAGCUAUGGGACAAAGGAAACAUGAAAACAAGCUUUGAAGCAAGGUUGCCAUCUAACAAAGAGCCAUAAAAUCAAGAUCAACAUGGGAUCCUAAAUUUGAUGCACACUUUUUUAAAUAUACAGACAAAUCACCCCAUAAAUCAUCUCAGAGUGUUUGGUUAAAGAAGGUGAUGGUCUUCAGUGUUCAGUCAGGAUCCAACCAUCACACUUGUUUUGCGGCUUGGAAGCAUAUUAGUGGCCGAAUGUUUUGCUCUGUAGGAGGCUUUUUGUGACAGAGCAGCCCUGCUGUAAAUAGAGAUGUGGAAUAAAACAUGCACAUAACUAGAGGGGUUCAGUCUGCCUCGGUCCUACUGGCAGGGCAGUCUUCUCUCCAGCACCCAGCCCUGCAGCAGCUCCACAGUGUCCUCAUGUGGCAUUAGUUACUGACUGACUUGUCAGCACAGCCAGGAGCCGACUAAGGCUCAAACCCCAGCUGCGCCAUGACUUCGUCUGACAACGAGGAAACCGGGAGUGAUCUGUCUGAGUCUCUGGAGAUCCGCGAGCUCCAGGACCAAUACAUGGACCCAGAGAACUGCUUCAAGUCCAAAAGUUUACCCAUCCUGAACGGACCCUGUCAGCGGCAGGGCAAGGCUGCUGAGCCCCGGAUGGUCAGCACCACCCACACCUGCGUGGCCGUGGAAGAGGGCAGCGAGCUCCAGCCUAAAACCCCUGACUCCAGCCAGGCGGAGUCCCCCUCCUCCAGGACAGACUUCUCCCCAUCUGUGUCCAGCAUGGUGGGGCUCAGCAGCUCUCUGCCCGUGGAGGGACACAGGCCCGCAGGCGCUGGAGGCAAAAAGCUUGGUUUCUCUCUCACCCGCCUUAUCCACAUCCCAGCCAGGAAGUAUGUGCGGGUCAUCCUGAGUGAUUCCCGCUGCUUCUUGUUCUGCAUGUGCUACCUGACUUUUAUUCAGUCGCUGAUGGUUUCGGGCUACCUGAGCAGUGUCAUCACUACCAUUGAGAAGCGCUACAGUCUGCGUAGCUCUGAGUCCGGCCUGCUGGUCAGCUGCUUUGACAUCGGCAGCUUGCUGGUGGUCGUCUUCAUCUCCUACUUUGGUGGCAGAGGUCAGAGGCCGCGCUGGCUGGCCGUGGGUGGUGUCGUGAUUGCUGUCGGGGCAGCGUUGUUUUCCCUUCCCCACUUCAUCUCGCCACCCUACCAGAUCCAAGAGAUGAACUCUUCAGCGGGCCACGAAGGCCUCUGUCAGAGCGUCAACAACAGCGGGCGUGAACUUGACGUGACAUCGUGCCCUCGCGACCAGGAGGGCAAUGAGCACAACCUGUACGUGGCGCUGUUCAUCUGCGCCCAGAUACUUGUGGGCAUGGGGUCGACGCCAAUCUACACCCUGGGCCCCACCUACCUGGACGACAAUGUGAAGAAAGAAAAUGCAUCCCUCUAUCUGGCCAUCAUGUAUGUAAUGGGAGCCCUGGGACCUGCAGCUGGCUACCUGCUGGGAGGCGUCCUCAUCGGCUUCUACGUCGACCCCAAAACUGUCGUCAACAUCGACCAGAAUGACCCUCGCUUUGUUGGCAACUGGUGGAGUGGCUUUCUCUUGUGUGCCAUAGCUAUGCUUCUGGUCAUCUUCCCCAUGUUUGCCUUUCCCAAAAAGCUGCCUCCACGCCACAAAAAGCGGAAGAAGAAAAAGAUCGCCUCACCAGGUGACGUGUCCAGCGAUGAUGAAGUGAUGAAGGAAAAGUCCAGUAGCAAAGGCCAAAACGUUUCCUCCUCUAUGGGCUUUGGAAAGGACAUUAAAGACCUCCCCAAAGCAGCGCUGAGGAUCCUCAGCAACAUGACCUUCCUGUUUGUCAGCCUGUCCUACACGGCAGAGUGUGCCAUUGUCACCGCCUUUAUCACCUUCAUUCCUAAAUUUAUUGAGUCACAGUUUGGCAUCCCUGCCUCCAAUGCCAGCAUAUAUACUGGUGUGAUCAUCGUACCCAGCGCCGGGGUGGGCAUCGUGUUGGGGGGCUACAUCAUCAAGAAGUUGAAGCUCGGUGCAAGAGAGUCAGCCAAGCUGGCCAUGAUCUGCAGCGGGGUGUCUUUGCUCUGCUUUUCCACGCUCUUCAUAGUGGGCUGUGAGAGCAUUAAUCUAGGAGGCAUCAACAUACCCUACACCACUGGGCCGACCCUGACAAUGACCCACAGGAACCUGACAGGCAGUUGCAACGUGAACUGUGGCUGCAGGAUCCAUGAGUACGCUCCGGUCUGCGGCUCAGAUGGCAUCACCUACUUCAACCCCUGUCUGGCUGGAUGCAGCACUGUGGGCAACGACAGCACCGGGAUCAGGAACUACACAGACUGUGCCUGCGUGCAGAGCAGACAGGUCAUCACUCCGUCCUCCGGCGGCCAGGUCAACCAGCUCCAGUUGGUCAUUGUCAAAACGUACCUGAAUGAGAACGGCUACGCUAUGUCGGGGAAGUGUGACCGCACCUGCAACACGCUCAUCCCUUUCCUCAUCUUCCUCUUCAUCGUCACGCUCAUCACCGCCUGUGCCCAGCCCUCCGCCAUCAUCGUCACACUCAGGUCUGUUGAUGAACAAGAGAGGCCUUUUGCUCUUGGGAUGCAGUUUGUCUUACUCCGAACUCUUGCCUACAUCCCCACGCCCAUCUACUUCGGCGCUGUCAUUGACACCACCUGCAUGCUCUGGCAGCAGGACUGCGGCGUGCACGGCUCCUGCUGGGAGUACGACGUCACCUCGUUCCGCUUCGUCUACUUCGGCCUGGCCGCCAGCCUCAAGUUCGUUGGGUUCAUCUUCAUCUUCCUCACCUGGUACUCAAUCAAGCACAAGGAGGCGCGAGCCGAGCGCUGGCGCCAGCACCUGCCUCCGCUGGGCACCGUCAGCGAGCUCAUAUGCCACGCUGGGGGCCACAAAAGCCACGCCCGCACCCGCUCCUGCCCCGUGUUUAUCCCGCCUCGGCCCGACCCGCCGGCCGCCCUGCUGCUCAACCGUGGCCACAGCAGCCUCAGUUGCCCGGGCAACGCCCUCAAAGCAAUAACUCCCCCCAUCCUGUUGCCACAUCACCACAGAGGCUCUGCCCAUGUCUGAGAGCACGCCAGCCUCCCUCUGGGGUUUAUUGUGACAUGUGCCUUCCUGUUUGUGUGUCUGCACAACACAGUGUCUGCUUUACACCAAUCAGGCACAAGGCGGGGCUCCUAACCAGCUGUCAGACCGACAGGCAGAGACACAAGUACGCCCACCAUACUUAAAGGGCUGCUCGUUGUUUAUGAUACCAGGAGAUCAAAAGAUGUUGUUUUACUCAGAGCAUAUCAUCAGCUGCAGCCACACACAGCAUCCACACAGAAGGUCAAACCUCCACGUCAAGGUUUGGAUGAUGUAAAGACAUCACAUGGUGCUACUGUUAAAGGGCAGGGCAUUAUAAUCUCUGUACAGACAGAUGAUCAUCAUCAACAUGGCGUCUAAAGCACAACAGACAAACCUGUACUAUGCAAGAUCCUAUGUACAGCUCCUCCCUUCUCAGUACUGUACAGCUCCCUCUGUAAUCCAUAUCUGUACCUCUUUCUUCUUCUCUGCUCAAUUCACACAUACCACCACGUUGUUGUCGGCUCUGUCAUGGUCCCAUUUCCCCUUACAGAUUGAGCAAAUCAGCUGAUUCUCAUAUAUUUAAGCCAUUCCACCUGUUCUCUCGUCUGGUUACUUCGUGUUGUCUGUAUCCUCAGAAAUGACAAGGAUUUUUUUUUUUUUUUUUUUUUAAUCCUCUCACCUCUUUUCCUAUUUGUUUUUCUUAACAGUGCCUCUCAGGCUGCCUCGGCCAGUCAAGUAUACAAAGCUAGCUACCAGGGUAAAUGCUAGCUGCUGAAAAGCCAGUCACUGUUCUCUCAGUUGAUUGACAGUAUUCCACUUUGUUGCCCUCCGCUUUUGUGAUUGGAAACAGCCGUCACAGAUCUCGAGCCACAGUUUCUCGCCUCUGCAAGUAACCAUGUAGCUUAAAGCCGACAAGCACCAAUGGUACAGUGUAAAAUGACUUUUGUGGCAAGUCAUGUCAGUGAGCAACAAAUCUAUAUUUCAUUACACGUUACAUGAUAUUAUUAUUAAAGUGUUAAUAAUUAGCCAAGUGGCAGGUAGGAGAGAGGAAUUUAAGAAUGGUAUCUCAUCUCUGACCUUGUGCUGAAGCUACUGUUUGUCCUAAAGAUGUGAAAGUAGGUUUAUUAAAAAAAAAUAAAUGCGGCAAAACUGCUCUUUUCUUCAAGCCCUUUAUGAAAGCAACUUCUUCAAAGUAAAAUGAUUCGUAUCUAAUCUAUUGCAAACAGAUGCAUCAUUUUGGCUUUGUAUUUUAAUGGCUUCUCCAUUCUAACGGUCAUCAGAUGUACAUAGUAGUUAUUUAGCAGUCUAGACUUUUAAAGAAGUAGUGCAGCAAGCAUGAGCCCUUUUUAUCAGCAGGAGUUGAUUAUUCAGUUUCUGGGGCGUUUGGGGGCCAUCUAGUGGACGCAGAGAUGAUUGUGUGAAGGCCAGUGAAUGUUUGUCAGACCUACUGUACAAGGAAAAGUCUUGGUUUAAAAGGUUAAUUAUUAAACUUAGUCACUGCUCUGAGUUUAGCACUCCAGUUUCCCAAAGAUCGAGAAAUUAUCUGCUGUCUUGGAUAUUUAUUCUGCAGGCAAUGUGACUAAGUCCAGUGUUGAAAUGAUGUCUACUGGUGCGGCGGUGAAGCCACAGAACAUUCAUCAGAGGCAUAUUGAAAGUGCUUGCAUGAGCCUUAACUGUUAACAGAUGCCACGUCCUAACAGAACCGUCUCGUUUCCUUUAACGCUGGGCUCACAUUGUAAUCUUAUGGUUUUGCUUUCCUUCGAAAAGGAGAGGUAAUGUCUGUAAAGAACAAGGAGAGGCGAUAACGAGGCCUUUUUUUUGUGUUACAAAACGCAUCGUUCUGAUAUUAGAUAUAUCAAGUGCAAACAAAAGGUCAAAUCUGUGACAUGUUUUUGAAAACCAAAAUUUUAGGACUUUUUUUUUUGAGGGGGGGAGGGAUAAAAGAUAAGUCUAAUAAAGUUAUUGUAUUUUAUAUUCUGAUAGUAUGAAUUCAUUUUAGUUAUUCAUAGUUUGCAAAGUAAUGGAGAAUCUAAUGCAGUGGAUAAAUUUCAGAAGUUAACAUUUUUGGCCAAGAUUCACGGUGUUCUGCCUGGUAAAGGUUUCUCACGUGGUAAACGGCAGUGACUAAUUUUAGUAUUAUUGUGACUUAGUACCUCAAAUUACAUAUUCAUAAGUGAUCAUCGUGUAAAUAUUGACAAAGCAAAUGAAGCGUAUUAUAGAGCUCACACAUAGUUAGAAGCAUAUUUAUGAACUAACCCAUGACAUUGUAGUUAAAAGGAAAAAAAAAUAAGACUUAAAGCUACAAAAAAAAAACACAAAAAAAACAACAGAUUUGUCUCGCGGUGCCUGAACAGUAUUAUUCGCAAGGGGAGGGUUGAGUUCAUCUUGUGUCAUUGGAGGGAGGAAGGGAGGGAUGUGGGUUAUUGAAAUGUGUUUUUUUCCCCUUCCUGUAUAUGGAAUACACAGUUAAAUGAAAUGCAUAAGUUAUGCUACCCACAAUGCCCUUCUCUCCCUCUGUAAUGAUUCUCUAUUCUUCUUCUUCUACUGCGCCAUAUGCAUCAUGCUUGCUAAAAAGGAAUACCAAUGCAGGAUUAUUGAUCAGGCUUAAUGCAAAUGUGACUAGAAAAGCUUAACAUAAAUGUCAUCUUAUAUUUUUUUCCAGUCACUUAAUGUGAUAACCGCUUUAAAAAAAAAAGAAGCUGUGUUCGGAUCAUAAAAAUGAGCGCAAAAAUACUUUAUGAACAUGUUUAAGUAAAAAUGUAGAUACAGAAGAAAAUUCCUCUUCUGUGACCUUUAGACAAAAUUGGUCUUCAGUACAUGAAACCAUCUCCCUCCGUCAAUGAGGCAAAUAAACCAAACAGUGCACUCUUUGCAGGGAAGUGUAGAGAAUCAUCAUCCAGUAGCGCCACACACACACACACUAUUAGACGCAGUUAAAUGCAGUGAUGUCUGACUGUAUUGUACUGUACACCUACUACUUUAAAUCCAGUGUCCUGCUGUUCAAAUGUCUGGACUACUACUGGCACAGGCGACUUCAUGUUGACUGUACAAACCUUGCUUUAACACAUUUCCUUUCUUCAGUAUUUGAACUGAAAGUGAAUUUCCUGAACAGAACAGAAGCUGUAUUCUGAAAAGUCGAGCUCUUAUCGCUUUGUGUUCCCUCAGGAGCAGAGGUCUAAUUGAUGUUUGUGAACACUUGGUUUACAAAUGCCUUGAAUACUUGAUAUUUGUCAUUAAAAAUAAAAAAAUAAAAAAAUC